UUUUUUGCUUGAUACGUCACCGUUUGGAGGAUCCCAGCCCCCACCCUUCUCUUCACUCUCGGAAGAAAGUUGAAAGAAAGUUUACGAGUUAGCUAAACACAAAAAUCAAUUUACUGCCAUUGCUGAAACUUGAAAGGAAGAUUACAAGUUGAAGAUGGCAGCUUACGCAGCUCUAGUUUCUCUUCUCAACACCGUCGACAACAUCCAAAAUCAUCCUCACCUUUCUCAUUGCUUUCUCCACAAACAGAUUCAAACUUUAACCGCAAAGCUCGAUUCCUUGCUAGCUUUUGUGGAGAAGUACACUUCUCAAUCUCAUGGAGAGUUGGAGAGCCAAAUAGCUUCAGCAUCUCACGCCGCUGAAGAUGCCAUCGAAUCUCACAUUGUGGAUCAUAUUCUCGCCGGAUCUGCCGAGAACACCCCGCCGUCGUUGCUGGAUCUGCAGAAAUCAAUACAAGAGAUGGAUUCCAUCGAAGAAAAGCUGAAAGAGGAAACUAGAUCGGAAGAUCUGCAGCCAACGUAUUCGACGCCUGCUCCUCCAUCGACCGAAGCUGUCACAGCUAGAAAGUCAACUACUAUGGUAGGAUUUGAAGAGUAUUGGGAAGAAGUUAUGGAUAAGCUUACAAGCGACCAACGCCAGCGACAAAUUAUCCCUAUCACCGGUAUGGGGGGAAUCGGUAAGACUACUCUUGCCAGAAAUGUUUAUGAAAAUUCAACUAUUGUACAGUGCUUUGAUGUGCGUGGUUGGGUUACUGUCUCUCAAGAUUACAGUGUUAGGAAAAUUCUCUUCGAAAUUCUGUCCAGUUUAGGAGAAUCCACGCGUGAAAUGGAUGAGAGAACGGAAUAUGAAUUGAGUGAGAAGCUUCAUAAAACUUUGUUUGGUAGGAAAUAUUUGGUUGUGCUGGAUGAUAUAUGGAGCAUUGAUGCUUGGAAGAGGGUUCAAUUUUUCCUUCCUGAUAAUUACAAUAAGAGUCGGAUGAUUGUGACUACCAGGCAAUCGGAUGUGGCUAAAGAGUUUAGCGACUCUGCACUUGCGCUGCAGUUGCUAGGUGAGGAUAAAAGUUGGGAGUUGUUUUGUCACAAAGCAUUCGAGCAACGAGAUUGCCCUUCUGAAUUGGAGACAGUUGGAAGGGAGAUUGUUCGGAGGUGCAAGGGGCUCCCUCUUUCAGUUGCUGUGAUUGGGGGGCUUCUUGGGAGAUCUUCCAUGACGAGAAGAUAUUGGGAGAUCGUGGCAGAAGAUAUUAGCUCGGCUCUUGAUUCUGCUGGGGAUAGUCAAUACCAGAACUUAUUGUCUUUGAGUUAUAGUUACUUGCCCGCUUGUCUAAAGCCAUGUUUUCUUUACUUGGGAAUAUAUCCAGAAGAUCACGAGUUUCGUGUUUCCCGACUCAUUAAACUUUGGAUUGCUGAAGGACUUCUGAAGCCGAACAAAGAGCUGAACUUGGAAGAGAUUGCUAGAGGUUUCAUAAAGGAUCUUGUUGAUAGGAACCUCAUUUUGGUUUGUAGUGUAGGGUCUAAUGGGAAGCUCAAAACUUGUAGAAUUCAUGAUCUCCUGAGAGAUAUCUGCAUAAGGGUUGUUGAGAAGGAGAAGUUCCUCAGCAUCAUCACCACGAGGGUGCACGACGCUCCAAGAGACAUGAACAUGGAGCGUCGCAUUGUGAAUCACGGGAAGUAUUCUCCCGGUGGAGUUCUUGACACUCUGGAAUCCACAGCACUCGCCCGGUCUCUGAUCUGUCAGAGCCCAGCUCUGCUUCCAUUCAAAUCUCGAAUGCUGAGAGUGUUGGUCGAGGCCUACGGUGACUCUCUAGCUCCCACUUUCCAGCAAGUCAAUUUGAGGUUACUCGCCUAUGAAUCUGUCCGCGCACCAUUUGGUUGGAUCCGAACCUACGAGCUCCCCCCCUCUGUUUCCCUCCUGUGGAAUGUGCAGACGCUGAUAGUUGACAGAAGCAUUGACAAAGUUGUCGCGCCAUCUGAGAUUUGGGAGAUGCAGCGGCUCAGGCAUCUCGAGUUCUACAGAAUCUGGCUUCCUGAUCCUCCUCCCAGUGAAGGCGGAUGCGUUCUGCAAAACCUACGGACAGUUAAGACCGCGUUGGACUUCAAAUGCAGCGAGGAGGUCUGCAAGAGAACGCCCAACAUCAGGAAAUUGAAAAUCUUCUAUCAAGAUUUCUCUGAAGAGACUCGAGAAAGUUCACAUUGUCUCCACAACAUCUGCAGCUUUGACAGACUUGAGUCACUGUCGUGCUGCUUCCACACAGUGCCAAACCGCGAUGAUUUGCUGCAAAGCUUGAACUUCCCAAGCUCACUCAAGAAGCUGACGCUGCAAUACUGCGAGCUUCACUGGGACGACCUAACAAUCAUCGGUGCAUUGCCCCAUCUUGAGGUUCUCAAACUGAAGUGCCAAGCUGUCAGGGGGCACCAAUGGUGCCCAGUGGAGGAGGGAUUCGCCCGUCUCAAGUUUCUCGAGGUUGAUUCGUGUUACUUGAUUAAAUGGGAUGCGGAUGACUCGUGUUUCCCAGUUCUGGAGACGCUUGUUCUUGGCGGGUUGUACAAACUGGAUGAGAUCCCUGCUGAUAUGGCAGACAUAGCAACGCUGCAAAGUGUUUGUGUGGUCGAAUGCAGCGUUUCUGCGGCCAUCUCGGCGCUCAGGAUACUGGAACAGAAGUUGGAUAACGGUGACGACGACCUUAGAGUUCGGAUUGGGUUUAGGGAGAAGGCGGAGCUUGAGGAGUUCAAGGAGAAGAUGAAAUUUUAUGACCUUUCAGACCUUAGUUUUCAAGUUGAUCGUCUGUAAUUUUAUCCUAUUUCUACAGGGCUGAAUAACUCUACAAUAGAGUGUACUUCACUCUAUUGCAGAGUUAAAAUGUGGAGUUUCUUCAUUUUUAUUUCCAACAAUCAAUUUUAUAUUUCACUCUACAAUAAAAUAUUCCAUUUUUAUGCUUUUUA
Messenger RNA from Salvia miltiorrhiza (redroot sage), 2937 nucleotides. Its product is annotated as putative late blight resistance protein homolog R1A-10. Bases 155 to 2785 code for a protein of 876 amino acids. The record is from RefSeq and is a predicted model, not a curated record. The transcript is spliced from 2 exons. Lineage: Eukaryota; Viridiplantae; Streptophyta; Magnoliopsida; Lamiales; Lamiaceae. Gene Ontology annotation, biological process: defense response to other organism. Gene Ontology annotation, molecular function: ADP binding.